AUGGAUUCCAACAAAAGGUACUUGGGAAUAUGGUACACCGAUAUCCCGUUCCAGCCGAUGUGGGUUGCCAACAGAAACACGCCUUUAUAUGACAAUUCUGGUGUUCUCUUCAUAGAUAAAGCAGGAAAACUGAUUGUUACAAACAAUGCAGGGGACCCUAUUCGGUUGUAUGAGAGUGAAUCCGACAACAUUAACAUAACUGCAACUUUGUUGGAUUCAGGAAAUUUUGUAGUGAGUGAGGAAAAUUCCUAUGGAUCAACAAAGCAGCCAUUUUGGGAAAGCUUUGACUAUCCCACUGACACACUUCUACCUGGGAUGAAAUUAGGAGUCAACCACAGGACCGGCAAGAACUGGACUCUUACAUCUUGGUUCGCUGAAAAUGAACUAGCUUCAGGGCCUUUCAGUCUUGAAUGGGAUCCUAGGGGACAUCGAUUGGUAGUUAGGCGGCGAGGAGUGAUUUAUUGGACUAGUGGGGUGUCCAAGGAUAAGGCAUUUGAAUUUAUGCCUAAAACUGAUCCUAUGAAUAUCAAGUACGAUUUCACCAGUGUUACAAAUGAGGAAGAGGAAUACUUUACUUAUUCACUUGUGAAAGAUCAUGAGUUUAUGCCUGGGGGUCGAAGAGUUAAAUCGGGAUGGGUGUUAGAUUACCAGGGGCGAAUAUAUGACCAAGAUAUGACUUCGAUUGCUCAAGUCAAUCUUUGUUAUGGUUACAACACCAAAAUAUCGAAAGUCAAUGGUGGAUGCGAGCUAUGGGAGCAGCCCAAGUGCAGGAAUCGGCACCAGAAGUUCAAUGCAAGAUCUGGGUACUUUGGUGAUACUGGUAAAGCAUCACAUGUUGACGAUAAUCAGAGCCUUAGUCUCAGUGAUUGUAGGGAUAUAUGUUGGAAUGAUUGUGAUUGUAUUGGUUUUAGGAGUUCUGGUUUUAGUAGUAGUGGCACUGGAUGUAUAUUUUGGAGAGGAAAUUUGGAGUUCCAUCAAGAUUACAGUGGCGUUACAAUUGUUCAUUACGUUCUUAUUUCAGAAGCUCUGAACAACUAA
Messenger RNA from Cornus florida, 1038 nucleotides. RefSeq names its product G-type lectin S-receptor-like serine/threonine-protein kinase CES101. The coding region runs from base 1 to 1038 and encodes 345 amino acids. The record is from RefSeq and is a predicted model, not a curated record. The transcript has a single exon. NCBI's taxonomy places the organism in Eukaryota, Viridiplantae, Streptophyta, Magnoliopsida, Cornales, Cornaceae.